This is a messenger RNA of Eufriesea mexicana, 972 nucleotides long. Its product is annotated as UPF0605 protein CG18335. The record is from RefSeq and is a predicted model, not a curated record. Bases 29 to 964 code for a protein of 311 amino acids. NCBI's taxonomy places the organism in Eukaryota, Metazoa, Arthropoda, Insecta, Hymenoptera, Apidae. The transcript is spliced from 7 exons.
AUACUAUUAGGAAAUAUAAGAUUAAACAAUGUCUGCUGGAGCGGAAUUAUUAACCACAGCGGAACCACAUCUUAUUCCUGGAUACGCCGGAUAUUGCCCUCAAUACCGCUACAGAUGCGGAGAAACGUAUGGAAGUCUCACUCACAAAUUGCUUCUUGAUCCCACUGUAAAUCAUGCCGAGACACUUAUUUUAUCGAACCGAGUUACCGACGACUAUGAGGUCCAGAGGCCACCAAAAAGUGACAUAGAUAUAGUAAAUGCUAGAUAUAAAAGAACUGAUCCCAUAUUCAUCCAUCCUCUUUUGCCAGGCUAUGAAGGCUUUACCCCAAAACUGAAUGCCGGAAAUGGACAAAGAUAUACAGUGCUGGCUACAGAAGGGCUUGCUGAAUUUGAACAACAACAAUUACGAAAUAAAGCAGCUCUUAAUGAAUUUAAGAGAGUAGCAGCUAUACAAAGUGGACAGGGUGAACCAAGAAAUGUAGAAGAUCGCUUACUAAUAAAAAGUGAGUUUAAACUACCUAUGCUAACGGUUCGUCCUGAUUGUGUGGGUGUAACGAGGAAUUUAUUUUUGGACGAACAAUACGAAACUCCCAGGGAUCACUCCCCAUCCCCCUAUUUCAUGGAUAACGCAAAUCCGAAAAAAUACUUUAUCAGUCGAUAUGCGGGUCAUAUACCAUAUGGAUACGCACAUUUUGGAAAAACAAACCUUCCCGCUACUAACAGCGCCCUUUGCGAUUUUACAUCCGAUUAUCGAAAAAGGCAAAGUACAGAAUGGGCACCAGUAACAAUUUCACGACCUGAUCCACCGUUCAUAAUUCAACCUACCACUCUUUAUCAUAAACAUGUUGGAAUGCUUCCAAAUUAUCUUGGACAUGUUCCUGGAGAAACUUUUAGAUUCGGCAAAACUUUUGGAACUGACACUAAAGACGCAAAAAGGUGGCUACGUGGCGAUUUCUCUGUAUAAAAUAUGAC